Molecule: messenger RNA, 3834 nt
Organism: Gambusia affinis (western mosquitofish)
Lineage: Eukaryota; Metazoa; Chordata; Actinopteri; Cyprinodontiformes; Poeciliidae
Exons: 5
Coding region: 1-762 (253 amino acids)
Source: RefSeq, a predicted model, not a curated record
AUGCAGCCUGGAAAACUUCAGCUUUCACACCUCAGCGUUUCACACACACUCAGAGAGAGAGGCGUGCUCUUUCACGUCACACACACCCAUCUAUCCCAGCCCGCAGAAGCACCGGCAAUCAGAGCGGAGCGAGGAGAUGCUACCGACUGGCAGACACUGACUUCCAGUAAACAAGUGAGCUGGCUCCUCAGUCGGGACGGCGAUGUGAGCGUGACUAUAAUCGGAGAGGUGGAUGAAUUUAGGUCCUCCAAGGUUCUGCAGAACCACAUGAACAGAGUCCUCAGUGAUAACAGCAACUGCAUCCAGACGGAGGACCUGCUGCCAGGACGUGAUGCCCAGCAGCUCAGCAUCAAAGACGAUGCCAAGCUCCCUCUCACAGAUGUUAAUAAGCAGGAGGAUCCAGGUUCACCAAUCAACCAGUCAUCUGAGGAAGAGGCGGCGGACUGCAGCACUGAUGAGGACCCCAAGGACCCCGACGACGACGACAGCUCUGGGAACGUUAUUGAGGUGUCCCUCAACUACAGGCCGCAUUUUCGUGGAAGCCUGUUGCUACGAAGCCACCAGUCAGAAGCAGAGAGAGUCACUCCACAGGAUGGAGAAACUCGGCGGCGCAAAGAGACGUCAGAAAACGAAGGUCGCGUGGCUCAUCUCAAGAAUGCAUUUGUGGAUGAUGCCUGCAGCAAACCACCCGCCUGCAAAAAACCACCCAUUCCCGUCAAACCGGCUCAUCUACUGAAAAGCGGCAUGGCGCUGGUCCAUUAAGAAGCCGCCGUCUCUCCACCCUGCCGAACGUCAACACACCCGACCCCUGAGGAGUGGGAGCUGACGCAAACGCCGCAGCUCACUUGUACUCCUGCUUGAGGACCCAAGUGGGGGAUAAAUACACUGCAAAAAAAAGGACAAGUGUCCUCUUUUGAACUUUUCCAAGAACCUAAUUUAAAAUUUCCACCUGCAGAUGGAGAAGCGUCUGUGGAGCAGAGCGAGACUGUGUACUUAAUGGGGGAAACUGAAAUUCAGACUCUUAUAUUUUUGCAGAGUCUGUGAUCUCGAGACAGACACUGAUGGGGGGCAUGUCCACAGGACUUACACACAAACACGCUGCUGAAUGAAAAAAACACAGUGGUUUUAUACUGGGAUGACCUCUGCUGAAGUUGGAAACCAAAAAGCAUCAAUCAGUCACGUAUAUUCAUCCAUGUUCAUAUAAGCUCUGGACUUUCUGUCUUUUCAGCGGAUCCUGGGAAUGAAAUAAAACAAAUGGACUCACAGUGAAACGGACUUCUUGUACCUUUAUCCUUAAAGGGAUUUUAGACAAUUUAAUUACACAUCUCAACAUUCACAUGGGAACGCUCCCUCGCACUCGUUCACUGACAAGCACCGACCUGCUCAUCAGGAGCCCUGGAGGCUCCAGAUAUAUUGCUCAAGAACUUGUCCAAGUGUUAGAACAAAACCACUGAGCAGGUUCUGGACAGUAACGCCUCUUUGUCGAUUCAUAUUUCAUACUCUAUCGCAAAUGGCUUAAUGGUUCACGUUUGAGCUGCCACUCAGCCACAAGGGGAGUUGUUUAAUACAAGGUUAGCAAGAAACUGUCUUAAAUCUCACUAUCUUCCAACUCUCCCAACAUGGUCAAAAUUCAGUAGAACAUCAAUUUCUCUCAAUUUUGCUCUAUGGGUAAAAUUUCAGCAGCACUUUAGAUAUUGACAUAUCCAUAUAAAUAUUUAUAGCUUUAAAUUUGCACUUUCUGGCGUAUUUUAGUGAGCCAAUCAACACAUUAGCAAGCUAUGACAGCAAAUGCGAUUUUUCUGGAUGUGCUAGCAUGCUAACGCUAGUAUUAAGUGUUAGCUAAAUGAUACAGAAGACCUGGGAAGCACAAACGCAAGUUAGAGCAGUUAAAUCUGUACAAAACUUCCAUAAUAAAGUGGACUUUAUCGAUUGGAAUACAUGCCCGAGGAUGCCUAUAUGUGAAACAAGAGGAAGCCUACAUAUAUUGCUCAGUCAUUGUCCUGGAUAUGUUAGCAAGCUAACCCUAGCAUUAAACAACGGCCAAGAGAUACUGCGGGGCCUGGGAGGCACAAAGGGAUAUAUUAGCAUAGUCAAAACAGGACAAACCUCCACAAUGAAGUUGACUCUAUAGACUGGAAUACAUGCUUGAAGGUACCUAUAUUUAAAAUAAGAAGAAACUUACAUAUUUUGCACUAGGAGGGCAUGAAGCUUGAGCUGCCUGAUGUGAUCUCUUCCUCAUCUGGUCUCAGUUGUGGCUACCACAUGCACAGUUUGCAUCGUUAGCAUCCUUAACAAAGAAACAGUUGUGCUGGGGUAAUUAAAGGAACUCAGAAAGGGAAGCAAACCUGUUUGUAUCAAAACUUGUUAAAUCUUUAAGCUCAUGAUACCUGCUUGUUGUCAUCCACUGAGAAGGAUUUUGUUUUACAAGAAAUUCUAGUCUCUACGGAUUAAGGCGCAACGUUUAGUUUUAAUCCCGACCACUCACCUGUCAUACACUUGUAAUGACGUGCUGGAGCCAGCCCUAGACAUGACACCUCCGAGCCAGCAGGGUGCCCCAGAGAGCUCACGAUCUGAAACUUCAAAAUUUGUAGUCAGAUUAAAAAAACAAACAAAUUGGGGGUGGUAGAACAGGUGUAGCCAUAUUGUGAAGCUAUAGUUCUGUUUAUUUUAAAUUUUUUUAAAAUGAAAAAUUUAAUUCCUAUCAUCCAAGGGAAAAAAAAAAAUCUUCUUGCCAUAAUUUUUGUCAUAACAUGUUUAGCAAAUUCUGUACAGACUCCAACAGAACCCCGAGUGUGGACAGCGCCACAGUCCAUCAGAUGUUAGAAGCUGUGAAAAAUGUGAAGCCACACAGAACAGAAGCAACAGUUUUUGUAUUUUAUGGUUUGUUUGAGAUGUAGUUACUACCUAACUUGUGGGUCAUGUGUUCACUUUACUUGGUCACCAAUUGAAUCCCUGCUCAUGCUGACUCUGCUGAUGUUUUUUUUUUGUACUGUACCCAAAUAUGAGCAUUUGUGCUAUUUACCUGUUGUCUAUGUCAAAAAAAAGGAACAAAUUAUAAAACGUUGAAUGUAUCCUGCGUGUUUUUUCCUUCUUCUUAGAUUGAAAUUUUUAGACAGAUACGACAACAACGUAGCUGAGUUUUAUCGGUGAUUUGCUCAGUGAUUAUCUAUUCAGCAGGAUGCAUCAGAAAAGCGCCUGGUGGAGAUCAAACGGACGGCGCGGAGAGCUGAUUAGCAUGUGGUUUGGGCUGAGACAGAGAGGCCGAGACGCUUGGGGAGACAGAGCAAAUGAGAGUCUGGUCACGGGAAGAAAAACGUCACACUCAACUCAAUAAACCUCACCGCAUUCCCUCACCUCCUCCACGCCAUCAGCCCGUGUGUGUGUGUGUGAGAGCGUGUCUAUCCACCCAUAUAUCUUGAAUCAUGUGACUUAACACAAGCAGUCAUGCACACAGUGUGAAAAGCCCCGCUAUAUAUAGUAGGACAGUGUUGGGUUUCCCAGCAAAGCAUUGUAGGAGUCGCUUCAUCUUUGUUCUCUUAGAAAAGUGCCCGUUAUUGACUUCUUGUAAUGCAGUCGGCCCACUGCAGGUGGUUCGGGACCAUGGAUGCUAGCAGGUAGCUAGCUGAGAUCGUGUUGGCGACGCCUCGGGAAACUACAAAUAGCAUCGGAGAGAAGAGUGGUCAUUACAAAGUAUUUGAUGAUUUGACCAAGUUUAUCCAUUACGUUAUAAUACUGUGAAAACUUUCUUUUCUGUUUUAAACAUUCUGUCACAUUACAAACACAAACAUCACUGUUUUAAAGGACAAAUACAAAGUGAAAGGAAAAUGACACAGG